Messenger RNA from Pochonia chlamydosporia 170, 1713 nucleotides. Its product is annotated as nuclear protein SNF4. The record is from RefSeq and is a predicted model, not a curated record. The transcript is spliced from 5 exons. Lineage: Eukaryota; Fungi; Ascomycota; Sordariomycetes; Hypocreales; Clavicipitaceae. The coding region runs from base 1 to 1713 and encodes 570 amino acids.
AUGGAUCUGGCAGCGCCCUCAAUCGGUGUCGACCAGGCAUACCGCCUUGCGGUGGCCGAGUUGUUUGUAGGCACUUGCAGUCAAUACGCAAACAUUAAUGUCUUGGACUCUGAGAAUGGUUUCCAGUCUGGCCAAGUUCCCCCUCCCCCACUUGAGCAUCUUCAUGUCCCGUCAUCAAACCGAACCAAACCACCUCCCAAGUGCGACAAGCCCGACUACCGCAAACGUACAAAAUCACCGCAACCUUUCAGUGAGGCUCGAAGCCAAAAAGGCACACCAAACGACAAUCUCCGGACACACAAGUCGAUUGACACAGGAAACCGAAUGGACGAAAGAGAUCCCGCAGCGGCGCCCCUUAGCGUCCAGCCUGUCGCGGACCCCACGCAGACCAAUGUCGAUGCCGUGAGUGCGUCUCGUGAGCAGGUCACUGGCGCCAUGUCAGGUCUGGCACCGGGUCUUGGGUCUGGACCAUCCGUUGAGAAACCCCAGGAACCAGCUCCUUCAGUUCAAGCUCAUCCACCGUCUGCUGCACAAGCACAAGCACGAGCACAAGCACCGACAUCACAGCCUGCCGCCGGGCCAAACAUUGCUGCGCCGGCUCCAGGUCCAGGUCCAGCUCCGGCUUCCAGUCACGAGCAGCCCGCCCGCCGUGUGCCUCAAUUUGUCGCUCCCUCAUCCUACCUCCGAUUCAAGACCUCGCACGGCAGCGCCAUGGCAGCUGCACCGGAACCGACUUCGACUCCGAGUCCGCCGAGUCCGCUAGAUAAGGAACAACGUCAAGGACUGAAAGCCAUCCGCGAUUUUCUCAAGGUUCGCACUAGCUAUGACGUCUUACCGCUGUCCUUUCGUCUCAUUGUCUUGGAUACCGACCUUCUCAUCAAAAAGACACUUAAUAUCUUAAUACAAAAUUCAAUCGUUUCGGCGCCGGUAUGGGAUUCGCAGAGAGGACGAUUUGCAGGCAUUCUAACGGCCACCGACUACAUAAAUGUUAUUCAAUACUAUUGCCAAUUUCCUGAUGAGAUCAGCAAGCUUGACCAAUUUCGGUUGAGUAGUUUACGAGACAUCGAAAAAGCCAUCGGCGCGACGCCAAUCGAAACGGUAUCUGUACAUCCCUCUCGACCGCUUUACGAGGCUUGCCGUCGCAUGCUCAAGACCCGUGCGCGACGUAUCCCUCUCGUGGAUGUCGACGACGAGACUGGCAGGGAGACUGUCAUUUCUGUCAUUACCCAAUACCGUAUUUUGAAAUUCAUCGCCGUCAACAACGAGCACAAUACUGUCAUGCUGAAAAAGACGGUUCGAGAGAUUGGCUUGGGUACCUAUACCAAUUUGGCCACCAUGCACAUGGACAACACCGUUUUGGACGCUAUUCACAUGAUGGUCGACAGAAAUAUUAGUUGCAUCCCGAUCGUCGACGCCGAGAAUCGGGUUCUCAAUGCCUUUGAAGCGGUGGACGUCAUUCCCUGCAUCAGAGGCGGAGCAUACGAAGAGCUGGAUGAUUCAAUUGGGGAGGCACUAUGCAGACGACCCGACGACAGCCCGGGAAUCUAUACCUGUGGAGAGGCAGAUCGACUUGAUUCGUUGUUCGACACCAUCCGAAAGAGCAGGGUCCACAGACUGAUCGUUGUUGACGACGACAACAAAUUGAAGGGUGUCAUUUCGCUUUCGGAUAUCCUCAAGUAUGUAUUAGUUCAUGGAGAAGAAGACUCGCCUUGA